CGAUCUUUUGACGCCGGAGAGGCAAAAACGCGUGGGAAAGCCUGUGGCGGCGGCUGGAGAUGCUCUUAGCUUUGGAUCAACGCCCCCCGCCCUCUCCCCCCGGCACAAUCCCGCCUCGUGCGGCGUCGCCGAACAUCGCCGCCGUUCCCAUUUCCUUGCUGUCCUGUCCGCUCUUGGACUUUGAUUUGUUUAUGAGGUAUGAGAUUUUUCGCCAUCCAGGACCUCCACAAAUUUCGAGUGCGCCGGUGCAGACCCGUCAUCAUGCCAUAUAGAUCCGCCCCUUAGAUGUAGAGUGCUUACAUAAGAGAGGACGGAGGGGCGCAAUUGAUUCUGUUUCUUACGGAUCCGAGUCUAGUUCCAACAAGGAUUCUAGUAGUAUAUUUAGAUUGCUUCGCAGGGAAAGGCCCGACCUUUUUGUCUUUGCAUCGGCGGAGACCAGGAGCGAUGGCGAGCGCAGGACUGAAGCUUGCUCCUCUGCCGCUCUCACCGACCGCAAGCGCCCUGAGGCCGCCGGGGAGCCUUCCGAGGCUACCGACUGGUCCUCCCUCCCUCCGGACGUCAUCCGCAUCAUCGCCGAGCAACUGCUGGCGGAGGACGUGACGGAUUACAUGUGCUUCCGCGCUGUGUGCUCGCACUGGCGUGCCUUCACCACCAGCCCCUGCGAUCUCACGCUGCAGGAAACCCGCUUCCGUCCUCGCGGCUGGGUCGCCCUCUGUGACGGCGACGGCGUACGCCCAGCUGAUGCCUGCGAGAUCACCCUCUUCCACACGUCUACCAGCAGGCGCCUCCAUGCCCGUCUGUCCGAGCUCCAGAACCACCGGGUCGUCGGCUUCACUGAUGGCCUCCUCAUCCUGCUCAACAAGGGCACCACCGCUGUCCGUGUCCUGCAUCCAUUCACCCGUGUCUUCAUUGACCUCCCUCCCCUUGCGCCCAUCUUCCACCAUUUGGUUUGGAUGAAAGCCGCAGUCUGCCGGUCCCAUGCCUCGAUUGCCGUCGUUGCCUGGUUCUCGGUUGUGCCAGUGGUGGUCUACGCUGAACCUGGGAAGCCACAUUGGUCUGUCAUACACCAAGGUCUUGAGCUUUGGACUGCCUUACCAUUCCGAGGCAGACUGUUUGGCAUCAGAAAGGGGACAUGGGAGAUUGUGCAGGUGUACCCUCUGUUCCCGCAGCACCCAGUGGUUGCUCGUAUUCCCAGCUUGUUUGGUUGCCCUACAUUUUGUUGCUACUACCUUGUGGAAUUCAGAGAAUACAUGCUCCUUGCUGUCCAGCAUCGUCGUGUUAGCCAGAGCAAGAAGGGGUGGCAGCCAUUCGCUUUUGCCCUCUUCCUGGUGAAUUGAACAUAUAAAUGACGCUAGACAACCCGCCGUUCUGGAGGCAUCGAGCGCGCACGAUGUCUUUGACCACACGAUGGAGCCAGAGCAAGAAGGGGUGGCAGCCAUUCGCUUUUGCCCUCUUCCUGGUGAAUAUAAACCAAAGAGGACUGGCUCUGUUGAGUAGCCUAGGUGACCGGGCGCUCUUCCUUAGCAAAGACCGAUGCCUAUGUGUCUCCGCCACAAAACUCCCUUCUAUCAGCAGCAAUUCCAUCUACUUCUCGCUGCCCAACUUCGACCCUGGUGUAGUGUAUUCUCUAAGCAGCGGGACAUUCGAGCGGACAUCAACGCAUGCCCUCAUACAUGACCUGAAGGAGAGGGUUCGGCCCUCUGUGCGGCCCUUCACCCUGGCUGAUCAUCUGACAACAUAUUGCCACCAUCUUGAGUGGUCAAAGGGACUUAUGUUUCAUGAGUACUAUGUUAUACCUUUGUCUUGGAAGGAAAUGUUGAGAAAAAUUACGUUACAUGACUGUGAAAUUCAAGUUUCAUGUGUGUGUGAAGAGAACGAAGUGGGAAGUUUGACGUCAAAGAAAAAGAACCUGGGAAUAACAGGCUUGCUAGGUCUCAGUUUCAGAAGCCUUGGUUUGUUGAAGUCAUUAGUGCUGCUCUUUGGAACAUCUGGGACAGAGGAAUGGAUUUUUGAAGGGCAGCCGCCUUCUUUAGCUCACUGGAAAGUUCUUUUCAAGAAGAACCUCCACCUCAUUUCCUUCAGGGUGAAAGAUAAGAACAGAGACCCUUUUUUGGCUUGGUUGAGAACUUUUCAAUUUGGAGAGGGCUUUGUAAGUUUAGCCUUUUGUUUGUUUUCCUUUCUUUUUGGCUUCUCUAACAUGUAAACAUUUAGGAUACCUACCCUCAACCCCCCCUUGUAUAUCCUAGCUGCUGAUAAUAUAAAAUAUACCAUAGGGGGCUUCCCCUAUGGCUUCACAGGUAAAAAAAAGAUAUAUUACAUAGAUCGUGCACUGAGAUGGAACCACAGGGAAGCUAUCCUUACGCCUUGUCGAUCCCCGACUUCACCAGUCGUCACAGAACAUGCCAGAAUUUGAAUACUAGCUAUCAUAACCAUUGCCGCCCUCCUCCACUUAGCGGAGAGAAGAGCCUUGCAUUGCAUGAUGAGCGACACCGCCUUCUGAAGCACCUGUUCAUGAUUGUUGAUUAAGUGCACAAUCUUAGUACUCCACAAGACCAAGUAAUUGCCGCAAAACAAAUAGAUGUUUCUUUUAUGAUGAAGUUUUUA
Triticum aestivum (bread wheat) is the source of this 2604-nucleotide messenger RNA. RefSeq lists its product as uncharacterized. Lineage: Eukaryota; Viridiplantae; Streptophyta; Magnoliopsida; Poales; Poaceae. The transcript has 3 exons. The record is from RefSeq and is a predicted model, not a curated record. The coding region runs from base 1346 to 2203 and encodes 285 amino acids.